This is a messenger RNA of Fundulus heteroclitus (mummichog), 12959 nucleotides long. It is a transcript of the gene fras1, whose product is annotated as Fraser extracellular matrix complex subunit 1. The record is from RefSeq and is a predicted model, not a curated record. Gene Ontology annotation, biological process: cell communication. Gene Ontology annotation, molecular function: protein binding. Gene Ontology annotation, cellular component: membrane. Lineage: Eukaryota; Metazoa; Chordata; Actinopteri; Cyprinodontiformes; Fundulidae.
GCUGCUGGUUGCGCUGCUGCUGAGGACGGAGGAGGGGGCAGACCUGUUUGUGGUAUUAGAAAAGUCAGAGUUGUGUGAGCGACCGAGCAGUCGGAGCAGCAGAGCAGGCGGGGAGAGAAGGAGCAGCAGGAGGAGGAGGAGGAGAAUACUUUCCCAGGUUACCGGAUCGCGCUGCAUUCCAGCCCCGGAGCGCAGCGCCCAGGAGUCGGACCCGGCGCGCUCUGUCUCUCCGCUCCGCUCCAGUUUUGUUUUUUUAUCGGAUCCCUGCUGUUCGGAGAGCGAUGAUGCGCAGAGAGGAUCGUCCCUAUUCCAACUAGAGACAGCAAUACAAAAAAAACGCAGAGAAGAGAAGUGGGGUUCUCCUCCUGAGUGGAUCUGGAUCUAUCGCCAGCUGCAGGUCCGACCAUGAGUGCUGGAUGGUGGAUGUUCGCUGGCGCGCUGGUGGGGGUCCUGACUGUCCCCAGAGAGGCACACGGAGCUUGUCUCUACGAGGGAUCGCUCCACGCGAACAACACAUCAUGGCGGCCCCAGUCGUGUCAGGAGUGUACCUGCUACAGCGACGUGUCCAUCUGCAGGCCCAUCCACUGCCCAAACCCCCAGUGCAACGUCCAGAGGGGUGAAUUUUUGAGGAUUCCUGCCAAUAAAUGCUGUCCAGAGUGCGUCGCCUCAUCCCAGGACUCCUGCCAGUACGAGGGAGUUACCUACGGACACGGCAGCCAGUGGAGUCCCUCGCCCUGUUCGGUGUGUUUUUGCUCCAGAGGCAGCGUGUCCUGCCACACUCGGCCCUGCCCGGAUCUCACCUGUCCGGGUGACCAGAACCCGUUCAUCCCAACGGGGGAGUGCUGCCCAAAGUGUGGCGGUAAUGGAGAGUCCUGCUCCUGGCAGGGGGUGGUCUACAGGGACGGUGAGGAGUGGGAGCCCGGCAUGUGUUCCCGAUGCGUCUGCAGCAGCGGGAAAGCCCAGUGUUCAGUGGUGGAGUGUCAGCAAGUGGCCUGCAGACCCCAUGAGAACCUGGUGAUCCAGCCGGGCCGCUGCUGUCCUCAGUGUAUGUCCAACCCGUGUCUCUCUGCUGGAACACAGUACCAGCAUGGGGAGCAGUGGCAGAAGGACGCCUGCACCACAUGUGUGUGCCACCGGGGUCAGUCGAAAUGUCGCACAAACACCUGUCAGCCAGUCGUCUGUGACAAGGGUCUGACCAAAGUGAGGCGUGUUGGUCGGUGCUGUGAGGAGUGUGCUCCCGCCAAAGGAAGCUGCCUGUUUCAGGAUGCGGUUCGUUAUCACGGAGACAUGUGGAACGGCACGGGAUGCGAGUUCUGCACCUGUAACCGGGGUCAAGUCCUCUGCCGGAGAGCCGAAUGUGGCCGUGUUGAUUGCCCCGAGGAGUUAGAACUUGCUCAUCUGCCGGGAAAGUGCUGUCCAGAAUGUUCUUCAGCAAAACCUUCCUGUCUCUAUGAGGGAAAAUCUUACAAGAAUGGAGCUCGUUGGACCGAUGGCAGCUGUCGCGAGUACGAAUGCCGCGAUGCCCAGGUGACUUGUUAUCUUCGCUCCUGCCCCAGUUGCCCACCAGGAACUCUGGCUGUCAUAAAAGAAGGCCAAUGCUGCCCCGAGUGUCAACAGGCUCAGUGCCAUGCAGACUGCCUGUCCUGUUUGGGGACUCCUGACCGAUGUGAGAGCUGCAGAGACCCCAAAGCUUUUCUCCAUCUUGGUCGUUGCCUGCCUUUCUGUCCAGGGGGCUACUAUGCUGAAGGAAGAGUGUGUGCAGCCUGCCCAGAAUCCUGCGCCACCUGUUCUAGUAGAUGGGAUUGCCAGUCCUGUGACUCCCAGCUGCCCUUACUGGGCCCAGACAGAGACCGGUGCCUGGGUUCCUGUCCCCCUGGUUCCUACCAGCACGAUCACACGCUCUGCCGCCGUUGCCACAGGUCGUGUUCUGAAUGCCGUGGACCGACUCAGCAGGAGUGCUUGUCAUGUUCCGACCCAGCCGCUUUGCUCAAGGACGGACUGUGCGUCUCUGACUGUGGUGCAGGAUACUACAACCAGGAAGGAAUCUGUUACGCUUGUGAUCCGUCCUGCGCCUCCUGUUUCCCUGACAACCCCAAAUGUAUGAGCUGCCCCGCCGGGACGGCUUUACAUCACGGAAAGUGCAUUGCUCAGUGCCCGACUCGGCAUUACGUGGACAACCACAGCAGAUGCAGAGACUGCCACAGCUCCUGCGCUUCCUGCUGGGGCCCCUCGGUGUCCCAGUGCAUCUCCUGUCCUUCUGGACUCCUGCUCCACCAGGGCCAGUGUGUGGAGGCCUGCGGCGAGGGCCUGUACCCUCAGGACAGCACCUGCCACAACUGCCAUCCCUCCUGCCGUUCCUGUGUGGGACCUCUGGCCUCAGACUGCCUUCGCUGCCUGAAACCAGAGGAGGUUCUCCAGCCGCAGUACAUGCACCUUCAACGGGGCGUCUGCACAGCUGGAUGUCCUGAACACGGCUUUCUGGAUGACCUGCAGACCUGCAGAGAUUGCCAUCCCUCCUGCCAGCGCUGCACUGGUCCUUCUGCAGAGAACUGCUCCUCCUGUUCGUCCCCGUCCAGCCUGUUCGAGGGUCGCUGUGUUCCCACAUGCCCACAGGGCUUCUUCACACGGGACAACCAAUGCCAAGCGUGUCAUCCGUCCUGCCAGGCCUGCUCCGGCCCCUCCCAGGCCGACUGCACCUCCUGCGCCCCCCAGGUCUCCCUGCAGAGCGGCUACUGCUCGACAGGCUGCCAGGAGGGUCGCUUCCUCAGCGCCGUCACCGGAGAGUGUCUCAAGUGCAGCCCUGACUGCCAGCGCUGCGCGGCGGACCUCCAGACAGGCGUCGGCAGCGUCUGCCUGUGGUGUAAAGCAGCGAGGACCUGGCUGCUGGGCGAUCACUGCGUCUCUCACUGUCCCUCCGGUCAUUAUGCGUGGCAUGGAGCCUGCAUCAGAUGCCAUCCUUCAUGCGAGUCCUGCAGCGGCGCGGGCCAUUCGUCCUGCACGUCCUGCCCCCCCAACGCCGUUCUGCUGCCCUCUGGUCUCUGUGCUCCCAAAUGCCCCAUCGGCUAUCACGACAACGGCCAUCGGGUCUGCCAGGCCUGUGACAGACAGUGCCUGACAUGUGACACUGCUGGGGUUUGCACGUCCUGCCGUGACCCGACCAAGGUGCUGCUCUUUGGAGAAUGCCAGUAUGACAGCUGCGCCCAUCAGUACUACCUCAACGCCACGACCCGCACCUGCAGAGAGUGUGACUGGAGCUGCAACGCCUGCAAAGGCCCUCUACGCACCGACUGCCUGCAGUGCAUGGAGGGGUACGUGCUGCAGGAUGGAGUGUGCACCCAGGGAUGCUCCCUUGGAUUUUAUCAGGACGGAGACACGUGCCUGGCCUGUGAUGAUCACUGCGUAAAGUGCAGCAGUCCUGGAAAAUGUGUGCAGUGCCAGCCGCCCUACGCCGCUCUGCAGGGACAGUGUGUCCUGGACUGUGGCAGAAAUUAUUUCCUGGACGCCUCCUCGAAAGUCUGCAAGUCUUGCUCAUCCGACUGCCUCCACUGCGAUGGGGUUGGACGCUGCUUGGUGUGUCGUGAUGAAACCUUCCUUAUGAAAGGCUACUGCACCCCCGACUGUGGACAUGGAUUUUACGCCGAUCAGAAGACGAGAACCUGCCACGUGAACCACCACACCCCUGUACUCCACAUCAACGGCUCCCUGAUGGUUCCCAUCGGGGGGUCUGCUCCUCUGCUGCCCUCUCUGCUGGAGGUGAGGGACCCCGACAGUCCCUCUGAGCGGAUGGUCUUCCAGCUGGUCCAGGAACCAAACAAUGGGCGUUUGGUCCUGUUAACAGAGGAGGAAACGGGAGAAAACGGAGAGAAAAGGAGCAAAGAGCUGAACAGAGAGGACACCAUCACAUGGGCACAGCUAGAGCUCGGUCGAGUCCGCUUCACACACCUGAAAAACAAAGCCAGGACUGGCCAGUUCAGCUUACGUGUCGCCGACCCACAGAUGUUUUCCCAGCCGGCUACAGUUCACGUUCAAGCCGUCUCCAUGCAGCCGCCAAGAGUGCUGACACUUGCUCCAUUGACCUUAGAGGGCCGUGGCAGCCUGGCCACCAUCACCAAGUCGGUGCUGCACGUCGACGACCCCGACAACCCCGCUGACGUCCUGGUCAUGGUCCUGGAAGCGCCGCGCCACGGCCGUCUGACCCGCCUCCAUGGAGGCCGUGCGCUGGGCAGAUUCAAGCUGGAGGAACUGUGGAGGGAGCAGAUCCAGUAUGUCCACGACGGCUCGGCGGCGGAGGAGGACAGCGUGGUGCUGCAGCUGAACGACGGGCACAGCUACAGGAACGUCCUGCUGCAGGUCCGGCUCCCUCAGGACUCGCCUCAGCUGGUGUCUCUGCCCAUGACCUGGGUGAAGGAGGGCGGCAUGGUGUGCCUCAACAAGAAGCAUCUGCAGACCGACUUUAAGGGCGUCGGCGCUGACGACAUCGUCUACACCAUCCUCGCUUCAGAUGGACAACCGAAAUAUGGGGAGGUGGUGCUUGUGUCCAUGCCAGCGGACGGCCCACCAGAAGGCUGGGACCCCUCCCUGAUCGACGACCAACGCUUCACGUCGACGGCAUCUUUCACCCAGCAGGACGUGAACGACGGCACCGUCUGGUACCACCACUUUGGCUCGAGCUACGACAGCGACUCCUUCCAGUUCCAGGUUUCCGCAGAUGCUUCCCCUCUCAUACAGAGCGAUGCCCAGACGUUCACUAUCGGAGUUCUACCUCAGAUCCCAGGAUUUCCACAGCUGGCACCAGACUGCGACCUCCAGAUCACAGCUCUGGAGGAUCAGGUGACAGAAAUAACACCUUCAGCUCUCUCCUUCAUCGACUCUGGGACUCCCAGUGAGAAGCUCAUCUAUAACAUCACCAAACCACUCCUGCCAGGACAAGGAGUCAUCGAGCAUCGAGACAAACCGCACAAGGCAGUGAAACGCUUCACCCAGGCUGACGUCAACGCCGGAAAGAUCAUCUACAGGCCGCCGCCGGCUCCAUCACACCUCCAGGAGCUCCACCAGUACUCCUUUACUGGCCUGCCAGAGUCGCUCAGUGUUUAUUUCACAGUGUCGGACGGCGAACACACCACUCCUGAGCUGGACUUUGUGAUCCUGCUGCUGUCGAACCACCAGCAGCCGCCGGUGUUUCAGGUCCUGGACCCGCUGCUGGAAGUCAGCAUGGGGGGACGAGCCACCCUCGGAGGCCAGCAGCUGGCGGUGAGCGACGCCGACACGGCUCCAGAUGACCUGGAGUUUGAGCUGGUGGACGCUCCGGUCCACGGAGAGCUGCUGAGGACUGACGACAACAUGCGCAUGAGUAACGGCGACACGUUCACCUUCAGCGACGUCACCCGCAAACUUCUGCUCUACCGGCACGCCGGCCUCUCCACCCAGGAUGACGCCAUGUCCUUCUCGGUCAGCGACGGCAUCUCCAUGGCGAGCACCGUGGUGCAGGUGACGGUGCUGGGCGAGGCGGGCGAGGCGCCGCGGCGAGACCCGGCCGCCACGCUGUCGCUGGAAGUGGGAGAGAAAAGCAGCACGGUCAUCAGACGCUCACACCUGGCCUACACCGACAACGCGUCCCCUGACGAUCAGAUCCACAUCCAGCUGGUGUCUGUGCCGAUGUACGGCCUCCUGACCCGGACCCUUUCCCAGCAGGAGCCCCAGGAGCUGCGGGAGUAUUCGUCCUUCACCCAGGAGGACGUCAACCUGCACAGGAUCAGGUACGUCACUUCAUUGGACACGGGAAGUCAGCCGGUGACGGACGUCUUCCAUUUUGUCGUUCAUGACGGAGACAGCAACCGCCUUGACAACCAGAUGUGCACGAUCACCAUCACCUCCGUGCCCAGACAGCCGCUGGUGGUCACCGUGCGAGGCGGCAUCAAGGUCCAGGAAGGCGGCCGGGUGCUGCUGUCCUCCAAUCACAUCACAGUGUCUUACGUGGAGACGCCCUCGACGGACCUGCAGGUUUGGCUGGUCAGCCCUCCCAAAUACGGCUUCAUCGAAAACACAAACCGAGGCGGCUCAGUUGGCGGCUCACGCGUCGUAACUCCAGCCGCACCUUUCUCCGUGGAGGACCUCGUCUCUGAUCACAUCUUCUACGUCCAGGACAGCCAGCUCCAAAAAACGGCCAGCCAGGAUGUCUUCAGCUUCUACAUCAGUGACGGAUACAGCCAGACUGAAGCGUUCACCGUGGAGAUCAACAUCCAGAGCAAAGCAGCACCAGAGCUGACGGUGUCAGUCAGCAGCAUCCAUGUGGAGGAAAACUCCGGCGUCGUCAUCACCAACUCGUCUCUCAGCGUCUACGAUGAGGACACGCCAGAAAGCGAGAUCAUAUUCACCAUCGUCAGGAUUCCCAGCUACGGAAAACUGCGCCGGCGGCAGUUCUACUCUCAGCCACUGGAAAAUGGCCGCAUCCUCACACAGGGGUCCACCUUCACCUACCAGGACGUCCUGGACCGACUGCUGGUCUACACACCGGAAACUGUCAGUGGGGGAUCUGACGAGAUGGGCUUCACCCUCACCGAUGGGAUCCAGACCCACACAGGCCUCCUGCAGUUCACCAUGGAUGUCAGGAAGAGUGAGGGGCCCCGAAUGACGGUCAACCGAGGCCUGCAGCUUCCAGCGGGAUCCUCUUCUAAAAUCACAGAGCAGAAUCUGAAGGGCUCAGACAUCGACUCGGACAGCCUGAAGCUGCGUUACAUCCUAACCAAAGACCCUCCAGCGGGCAAACUGCAGCUGAGCAGGAGCCAAAAUGUGGAGAAGGUUUCGGUCAAAGGUCCUAUUCAGAGUUUCACUCAGGAGGACGUCAACAAAGGCCUGCUGCAGUACAGCCACGAGAAAGGAGAGAAAGGAGGCAGCCUGUCUUUCAAGUUCAACCUGGUCGAUCCCGAGGGCAACAAACUGAUCGACCAGUCCUUCUUCAUCAGCGUGCUUGAGGACCAUCUCCCUCCCUCAGUGGAGGUAAACAAAGGCCUGGUGCUGGACGAAAACUCGGUGAAGAAGCUGACCACGCUGCAGCUGUCGUCCAGCGACCAGGACAGCGAGCCGGGCGAGCUCAUCUAUCGGAUCACCAAGCAGACGAGCCUGGGCCAACUGGAGCACGUCACCAAUCCAGGUACCAGAAUCAACUCUUUCACCCAGGCGGACCUGGCGUCUCGCAGCAUCCAGUACGUCCACACCAGUGAAGAGGAAAAACACGCCGACCAGUUCUCCUUCACCGUGUCCGACGGAACAAACGAGGUCGCUCAGACGUUCUACAUCACCAUAAAGCCGGUGGACGACUCCCUGCCGCUGCUCCAGGUCCCUGGCAUGAGAGUCCAAGAGGGUGUGAGGAAGACCAUCACUGAAUUUGAGCUGAAAGCCACUGAUGCAGAUACAGAGGCGGAGUACAUCAUCUUCACCGUGGUCCAGCCCCCCCGCCACGGGACCAUCGAGCGCACCAGCAACGGCCAGCACUAUCGGCAGACCAGCACCUUCACCAUGGACGACGUCUACCAGAACCGCAUUAGCUACAACCACGACGGCUCCAACUCGCUCAAAGACCGCUUCACCUUCACCGUGGCCGACGGCACCAACGUCUUCUUCAUGGUGGAGGAGCAAAACAAGGAGAUCGUAACAGCUGCUCCUCAGAAGUUUAAGAUCGACAUUCUUCCGGUUGACGAUGGAACGCCACGGAUCGUCACCAAUCUGGGGCUGCAGUGGCUGGAGUACAUGGACAACAAGGCCACCAAUCUGAUUACGAAGAAAGAGCUUCUGACGAUGGACCCGGACACUGACGACGGACAGCUGGUGUAUGAAAUCACAGCGGAGCCUAAACACGGAUUCCUGGAGACAAAGCUCAACCCUGGGAACCCCGUCACCACCUUCACACAAGCUGAUGUGAAUCUGGGUCUGAUCCGCUACGUGCUGCAUCAGGAGAACAUCCAGGAGACCAUGGAUAACUUCAAAUUCCUGGUUAAAGACAGCAAGCCAAACGUGGUGAGCGACAACGUUUUCCACAUCCAGUGGUCUCUGAUCAGCUUUGAGCACAAGAGCUACAACGUGAGCGAGAAGGCCGGUACCGUAGCUGUGACCGUGAAGCGAACCGGCAACCUCAAUCAGUACGCCAUCGUCCUCUGUCGCACCGAACAGGGCACCGCCGUUUCCACCAGCAGCACCGGGACGUCGCCAGGCCAGCAGGACUACGUGGAGUACGCCGGACAGGUCCAGUUUGACGAGCGCGAGGACACCAAGGUAUGCACCGUAGUGAUCAACGACGACAAGGUGUUUGAGGGGAUGGAGAGCUUCCACGUGGAGCUGAGCAUGCCGGUGUACGCGCUGCUGGGUGUAAACACGCGCGCUGUGGUCAACAUCAACGACACGGAGGACGAGCCCACUCUGCAGUUUGACAAGAAGACGUACCACGUCAACGAAAGCACCGGCUUCUUCAGCGCCCCCAUCGAGAGGAAAGGGGACGCCUCCAGCACCGUGUCCGCUCUCUGCUACACCGUGGCCAAGUCGGCGCGGGGCAGCAGCCUCCACGCUCUGGAGUCCGGCUCAGACUACAAGAGCCGCGGCACGAGCAGCGACAGCCGCGUCAUCUUCGGCCCCGGCGUCAGCAUGUCCACCUGCGACGUGACGCUCAUCGACGACAGCGAGUACGAGCUGUCGGAGGAGUUCGAGCUGGUGCUGUCGGACGCCUCCGACAACGCCCGCGUGGGCGACGUGUCGUCAGCCAAGGUCGUCAUCGACGGGCCCAACGACGCGUCGACUGUCACGCUUGGAAAUGCGACGUUGACGUUCAGUGAAGACGUCGGAACCAUAGAGGUACCGGUGUUGCGUCAGGGAAGCGACCUGUCUUCGGUGACGUCUGUGUGGUGUGCUACCAGACCUUCAGACCCCCCCUCAGCCAGUCCGGGAGUCGACUACAUCCCCAGCUCCAAGAAGGUGGAGUUCAAACCUGGAAAAACUGUCGAGACCUGCAGUUUGACCAUCGUCGAUGACGUUCAGAAUCCAUCCAUCGAAGGACCGGAGUCUUUUGUCAUCUUCCUCAGUUCUCCACAGGGGGCAGUCCUGCAGGAACCCUAUGAAGCAAAUAUAGUCAUCACCGACACCUUCCAGGACAUUCCCACCAUGCAGUUUGAGAAGACCUCCUACACCGUGAAGGAGAGAGACACCGUCCUCCACGUCCCGGUCAUCCGGACCGGAGACCUGUCCUUCAAGUCGUCGGUGCGGUGUUUCACCCGAACCUUGUCUGCCAUGGUGAUGGACGACUUUGUGGAGAGGAGGAACGCGGAUGAAUCCCGCAUCACUUUCCUCAAAGGAGAGAAGGUGAAGAACUGCACGGUUCACGUCCACGACGACUCCGUCUUCGAGCCCGAGGAGGAUUUCCAGCUCCACCUUGGCGCGCCACAGGGGGACCACUGGAGCGGCGCGAUGAUUGGAGCCAACGACGUCGUGGCCGUCACCAUCACCAACGACGAAGACGCUCCCACCAUCGAGUUCGAGCAGGCGUCCUACCAGGUCAGAGAACCUCCCGGUCCCGACGGCGUCGAGGCACUCAACAUCAAGGUGAUGCGCCGGGGAGACCUGGACAGAACGUCCAAGGUCCGCUGCAGCACCAGGGACGGAUCGGCCCAGUCCGGAGUGGACUACAAUCCCAAGAGUCGGGUCCUGAAGUUCACCCCUGGAAUGGACCACAUCGUGUUCACGGUGGAGAUUCUGUCUAACGAAGACAGAGAGUGGCAUGAAUCGUUCUCCCUGGUGCUCGGUCCUGAUGAUCCGGUGGAGGCUGUGCUCGGUGACAUCACCACGGCGACGGUGACCAUUCUGGAUCAGGAGGCGGCCGGCAGUCUCAUCCUCCCAGCCCCACCGAUGGUGGUCUCUCUGGCCGACUACGAUCACGUCCAGGAGGUGACCAAAGAAGGCAGCAGGAAGACGCCCUCUCCCGGCUACCCUCUGGUGUGCGUGACCCCCUGUGACCCCCACUACCCAAAGCACUCUGUGAUGAAGGAGCACUGCGCCGAGGCGGGGAUCAACCAGACCCAGGUCCACUUUUCCUGGGAGGUGGCGGCGCCCACGGACUCCAGCGGAGCCCGCUCCCCGUUCGAGACGGUGACAGACACGACGCCGUACACAAGCGUCAACCACAUGGUUCUGGACAGCAUUUAUUUCAGCCGUCGUUUCCACGUCCGCUGCGUGGCUCAGGCCCGGGACAAAGCCGGUCACCUCGGCACGCCGCUGAGGAGCAACGUCGUCACCAUCGGCACUGACGGCUCCAUCUGCCACACCCCUGUUACCACGGGAACCGCCAGAGGCUUCCAGGCCCAGUCCUUCAUCGCCUCGCUCAAAUACCUGGAUGUGAAGCACAAGGAACACCCCAACCGCAUCCACAUCUCCGUGCAGAUCCCUCAUCAGGACGGCAUGCUCCCGCUGGUGUCCACCAUGCCGCUGCACAACCUCCACUUCCUGCUCUCAGAGUCCAUCUACCGGCAGCAGCACGUCUGCUCCAACCUGGUCACCAUCAAAGAGCUGCAGGGGCUUUCUGAGUCUGGCUUCCUGGAUGACGUGUCCUACGACAGCAUCUCCCUCGGACCAGGCUACGACCGCCCGUACCAGUUUAACCCCGGCGUCCGCGAGGCCAAGAGCAUCCAGCUCUACAAGCACCUGAACCUGAAAAGCUGCAUCUGGACCUUCGACGCCUACUACGACAUGACGGAGCUCAUCGACGUCUGCGGGGGCUCCGUCACCGCCGACUUCCAGGUUCGGGACUCGGCUCAGUCCUUCCUGACUGUGCAGGUUCCUCUCUACGUGUCCUACAUCUAUGUGACGGCCCCCAGAGGCUGGGCCUCUCUCGAGCAUCACACUGAGAUGGAGUUCUCCUUCUUCUACGACACGGUGCUCUGGAGGACAGGCAUCCAGACUGACAGCGUCCUCUCCGCCAGGCUGCAGAUCAUCAGGAUCUUCAUCAGAGAGGACGGACGGCUCGUCAUUGAGUUCAAAACUCACGCCAAGUUCAGAGGUCAGUUUGUUCUGGAUCAUCACACUCUGCCGGGCCAUAAGUCCCGUCUGAUGGCCCCCGACCACCUGGGCGGCAUCGAGUUCGACAUGCAGCUUCUGUGGAGCGCCCAGACCUUCGACUCGCCGUACCAGCUGUGGCGGGCCACCAGCUCCUACAGCAGGAAGGACUACUCCGGGGAAUACACCGUCCUGCUGAUCCCGUGCACCGUGCAGCCCACCCAGCCUUGGAUCGACCCCGGGGACAAACCGCUGUCCUGCACGGCUCACGCUCCAGAGAAGUUCCUCGUUCCGAUCGCCUUCCAGCAGACCAACCGGCCCGUCCCGGUUGUUUACUCCCUCAACACGGAGUUCCAGCUGUGCAACAACGAGAAGGUGUUCCUGUUGGAUCCGGCCAGCGCCGACGUCGCCAUGGCUGAGAUGGACUACAAGGGGGCCUUCUCCAUGGGUCAGACUCUGUACGGCAGAGUGCUGUGGAACCCGGAGCAGAAUCUGAACGCAGCCUACAAGCUGCAGCUGGAGAAGGUUUACCUGUGCACCGGCAGGGACGGCUACGUUCCCUUCUUCGACCCCACCGGCACUCUGUAUAACGAGGGGCCGCAGUACGGCUGCAUCCAACCCAACAAACACCUCAAACAUCGUUUCCUGCUGCUGGAUCGUAAACAGCCGGACGUAUGCGACAAGUUUUUUCACGAUGUUCCAUUCGAGGCUGAUUUUGCCUCCGACGUCCCAGAGCUGCAGGCCAUGGCGGCCAUGCCGGGUGUCGACGGCUUCACCAUGAAGGUCGAUGCUCUUUACAAGGUGGAGGCGGGCCACCAGUGGUACCUGCAGGUGAUCUAUGUGAUCAGCCCAGAGUCGCGCUCCAGCCCCAGGAUUCAGCGCUCCGUGACGUACCAGGUGAGCCGCUCCAGACGCGACCUGGUGGACCGCAGCGGCCGGCUGAUGCUCGACGAGUCGCUGAUCUACGACAACGAGGGCGACCAGGUAAAGAACGGCACCAACAUGAAGUCGCUCCGCCUGGAGGUCGGCCAGUCGGCCACCUUCAACGCCCACGUGGGCAGCUCUGUGGGCGGCGGCGUGGCCGCCGUCACCCUGCUGGUCCUGGCGCUGCUGGCGUCCUGCUUCCUGUUCCGCCGCUGCAAGCGCUCGGCGAAGAAGACGGCGAAGGUGCCGAAGGCCUACGAGGAGUAUCCCCUCAACACGAAGGUGGAGGUGUGCAUGGACAAGUGUGUGGAGAAGAACUUCAGCUCCAAGCACUGCACCGUGAGGAACGUCAACAUCAACCGCAACCAGGAGCCCAACGGCAAAGUGAAACAGGUCAACCUGGAGGUGAAACUCCACAACAACCUCAACGACGGCACGGAGGUCUGAAACACCGGACGAGGAAGGACAAAAAAAAAAACGGCGAGGCGAAUCAGAAAAUGGUAUUUUCUAAAGGAGAAUUUGUACUUAAAAGAAUGAAAUGUUUUUGUUUAUGUAUUUUUGUACCGCUUUGAAAAAAAGGGAAGAGUGCGACAUGCAAAGCAACUGGGCUACCUCAGGAAUCCACUAACUGCUCAGCUGCGCGGUCUGAUCGUCCGACCUUCAUCUCCAUCUUUAGUUUACGCUCACCCAGGUUUCACCGCCGCAAAGGUGACACUGGUGAAUCCUCUCUGCUCCCAUCGUUUCAUUUCACCGAUAUAAAUGUCGCUGCUGUGUGAAGAGGCAGGCAGGGGAAGAGAAAAGAAAAAAGAAACUGCCCUAACCUGCAUCUUCCCUUUAAUUAUCACACACCCAUCCUGCUGAUAAAAUGAACGGAAACUAGCCUCUGCUCCUGCGGAAGCUUAAAGCACAGACAAACGUUGGCUGGCCAGGUGAGCGCAAGUAACGAAAAUGAAUGAAAGCCUCAAGUGCAAUUAUGUCACAGCUUCAGUUAGUCCCUCCUUCAC